Gastrolobium bilobum is the source of this 933-nucleotide messenger RNA. Its product is annotated as peroxidase 44-like. The record is from RefSeq and is a predicted model, not a curated record. Gene Ontology annotation, biological process: hydrogen peroxide catabolic process; response to oxidative stress. The coding region runs from base 1 to 933 and encodes 310 amino acids. The transcript is spliced from 2 exons. Gene Ontology annotation, molecular function: peroxidase activity; heme binding. NCBI's taxonomy places the organism in Eukaryota, Viridiplantae, Streptophyta, Magnoliopsida, Fabales, Fabaceae.
AUGAAGUUCGCCAUUCUUACAUUCUUUUUUGUCCUUCCCAUUGCAUUUGCUAAACUCGAGAUUGGAUUCUAUGCCCCAACCUGCCCAACAGCAGAGGAAAUUGUUCAUCAAGUGGUUCAAAGGAAUUUCAAAAGUCAAAAAAACAUUACAGGAGCCCUGCUUCGAAUGCACUUUCAUGACUGUUUUGUCAGAGGUUGUGAUGCCUCAAUAUUAAUAGACCCAACAGAGGGCAACAAAUCAGAGAAAGAUGCACCUGCAAAUAAAAGCGUAAGGGGAUAUGAACUUAUUGAUGAAAUAAAGAAAGCCUUGGAAAAAGAAUGCCCUUCAACGGUUUCAUGUGCUGAUAUCAUAACACUUGCAACAAGAGAUGUUGUGGCUAUGGCCGGAGGACCAAGAUAUAGUGUUCUCACUGGUAGGCGUGAUGGGUUGGUAUCCAAUUCUUCUGAAGUGAACAUUCUAGGACCAGAUUCUACAGUGCCAGAGGCAUUGAAAUCUUUUGUCGAAAAGAACAUGACACUGAGUGAAAUGAUUACCCUUUUGGGAGCACACACUGUUGGUUCUGCUCACUGCAAUUUCAUUCAAACGAGACUCUCUAUUCUUCCAAUAGAUCCUGUUUUGCAUGCUAAGCUCAUGCAGAUAUGUGGGCCAGCCAAUACAAGCAAGGAUCACACAGUGUUUUUGGAUCAAAACACUUCUUUUGUGUUUGACAACGAGUUCUACAACCAAAUCCUUUUGAAAAGAGGGGUGCUUUUCAUUGAUCAGCAACUUGCUUUGGAUCCUUCCUCGAGUGGCUUAGUCUCAACUCUUGCUCAAAAUGAUGCAGAUUUUCAGCAAAGCUUUGCGGAUGCUAUAAUAAAGAUGGGAAGCAUUGAUGUUUUGGUUGGAAAAGAUGGAGAGAUUAGAAAAAACUGCAGGGUUUUUAAUAGUGGUUAA